This is a messenger RNA of Neopsephotus bourkii (Bourke's parrot), 455 nucleotides long. Its product is annotated as calmegin-like. The transcript has 3 exons. Bases 100 to 405 code for a protein of 101 amino acids. Lineage: Eukaryota; Metazoa; Chordata; Aves; Psittaciformes; Psittacidae. The record is from RefSeq and is a predicted model, not a curated record.
AAUCUGGGGUAAAAUUCCAAUGGUAUUGAUAAUAUCUUUGCAAUGAAAUUUAAAACUUUAAAUUGAAAUUUAAAAAAUUAAAACUUUCAGAUAACCAAGAUGUACUUUCAGUGGGAUUGGCUGUGCUUGGGUGUCCUGGUAAUUAGCUCAGUUACUGCAGAAACUGAAAACAAAGAAACUCUGGAUUCCAGUGUUGAAGUAGAGGAUUUUGACAAGCAGUCUCAAGAAGCUGAUGUUGAUGGAGGUAAAUCUUCCUUAGAGGUUGUGUACCGGACUCCAGAGCCAACAGGGGAAGUGUAUUUUACAGAAACCUUUGAUGGAGUAUUGGCUGGGUGGGUGUUGUCUAAAACGAAGAAAGAAGACACAGAUGAAAACAUUUCUAAAUAUGAUGGUAAAUGGUUUUAAUGUUCAUUUCCACCGUAUGGUUUCUGAUGUUCUGUUGUUCUUUGAGAAGC